CUUUGGGUUCUGUCACGGUGUCGGUGGUGCCCGGCUCACCGUCCCUUCCCCCUUCCGGCGAGCGUGGUCGCCAGAGAGCUUCUCUCAGCCCUGCUCUGCGGGGUCCACAGCGGGGCGUGGGUGUCCGGCGGCAGCGGCGGCGAGCCCGUGGGCAGUGGGGGUUGGUCCAGUGGCUCCGGACCCCGGUGCAGAAUGGCGGCGGCGGUUCGGAUGAACAUCCAGAUGCUGCUGGAGGCGGCCGACUACCUGGAGCGGCGGGAGAGAGAAGCUGAACAUGGUUAUGCCUCCAUGUUACCAUACAAUAACAAGGACAGAGAUGCCUUAAAACGGAGGAGCAAAUCCAAGAAGAGUAACAGCAGUAGCAGAUCGACUCACAAUGAAAUGGAGAAGAAUAGACGGGCCCACCUUCGCUUAUGCCUGGAAAAGUUGAAGGGGCUGGUGCCACUUGGUCCAGAAUCAAAUCGACACACUACACUGAGUUUAUUAACAAAAGCCAAAUUGCACAUAAAGAAACUUGAAGACUGUGACAGAAAAGCCAUUCACCAAAUAGACCAGCUUCAGCGAGAGCAGCGACACCUGAAGAGGCAGCUGGAGCAGCUGGGCAUCGAGAGGAUACGGACGGACAGCACCGGCUCCACAGUCUCCUCGGAGCGCUCCGACUCUGACAGGGAAGAGAUCGACGUGGACGUCGAAAGCACAGACGAUCUCACGGGCGACCUGGACUGGAGCAGCAGCAGCGUGAGCGACUCGGACGAGCGGGGAAGCAUGCAGAGCCUGGGCAGUGAUGAGGGCUACUCCAGCUCCAGCAUCAAGAGAAGAAAGCUCCAGGACGGUCACAAGACGCGUCUUGGGCUCUAGGAGAGCGUGGUCGCUUCGGCUGCCGCCCGGAUGGUCCCGCCCGUCGGCUCUGAUUAGGUAGCGUAUUGGACCUGCCCACAGUUCCCUCGCACGUCAGCUUCCGUGUUCCACCGUCACCAAAAGCAGCUGUGCAAAAGUUGUCAAGGAAGUGCUUAGGAGUGUGGGUUUCUUUUUUUUUUCUUUCUUUCUUUUUCUUUUUCUUUUUCUUUUAUCCACGAUCCCCAUCUUGAAUGGGGUUGAGCGGGCCCCCGCGCCUGCUGGCGUAGGGUAGGCACACGCUGAGCCAGUCAGUGCAGCCUGGACACCUGAGGGCGUCACAGACCCGUUACUGCUCAGUCUGGGGUGGGUGAAUGCCACUCGUCCCUCUAAGAAAUUGGGGGACGCCGACCAGGAUUGUGGGUUUCUGACUGCAUCCUCUAGCUUCUCUCUUUCUCUCCAUAAAAAUUCGUCUCUGACAGACUGUACAUUCCAAUCAGUUUGAAGCACCCAAGAAUUCUUAGACGGGAUAAGCACUUACAUCUCGGCAAUUUCCCCCUCUUAUUUACUGUCCCCGUGUAGUCUACCAGACCUUCCUUGAAGUUUUCUGGCUUCCUCUGUGACUUGCCUAGCGGAAAUGUCCGAAUGUGUCUUGUGCUUAGGAAACUUAAGGAAACAAACUUUUAAAGUUGAGAUCCUGAUCUCAGAACUCCAAAGUAAGCUUUGAAAGUGGGAUUUAAGAGCGCUUAACCAUGGCCCUCACCGCCUGUGAGCAGGCAGGAAUACCUCCAGAAAACACACCCUUCACACACGUCCUGCGCCAACACCCCCGACCCGCGUGUGGAUGGCUGCAGUAUUUCUCACUAUCAGACGGACCCCUUGUGAGCACGUCUUUGGGGUAGCACAGCUUAUAAAAAUUCCAACAUCGUUUGUUCUCACGAACAGAACGGUACAGUCUAUUUUUGUGUGCUGUCCUUGGGGCUGUGCUGUGUCCUGCUCUCGCAAGGCACAUUUCCCCUCCAAGUCGGUUAUGCUCCUUGUCUCUGGAACAUUUUUUUUUCCUACCUCAGAGAUAAAUGAGAUCUCCAUUUCCCACUUAACACAAACUGAUUAUGCCUCUUUUGUUUUGUUUUUGUUUUUUGUUUUUUUCCCCAAAUAAGUGACAUUUGGUCCAAUUCUAAUCUAUUUUGCUGUUUAACUUGCAGCAAUAACUGAGCUUUGGCACUAGCUGAGCUAGUGUCCAUCAUCAGUGAAAGGAGAAGUCUACAUUUCUACUCUCUGUUGCAGGUGAAUGGGAGGGGAUGGUACAGUGUUACUAUAAUUCCUCUCCUUAUUGAUUAUUUUUGGACACACCCAGAAACUUCUUUAUGGAGGCUUUUGGGUUAAUAGUUUAAAAGGUUAAUUUUUCUUUUUGGUUAUGAUUUCUCUCUUAAGUGGUCUCCCACUUUGUAGCAUUUUUAUUUAAGCUAAAACAGAGCACAUGUAUAUGUACAUAAGACACAUUAAAUCUAUAAAUACUAUUUAUUCAUUUUAUAUAAACUAAUGUAAUGGAAAAUAAAUUCUUAUGACUGUGCUUUU
Lipotes vexillifer (Yangtze River dolphin) is the source of this 2412-nucleotide messenger RNA. RefSeq names its product MAX dimerization protein 1 (gene MXD1). The transcript has 6 exons. Bases 193 to 858 code for a protein of 221 amino acids. Gene Ontology annotation, molecular function: protein dimerization activity; DNA-binding transcription factor activity, RNA polymerase II-specific; RNA polymerase II cis-regulatory region sequence-specific DNA binding. The record is from RefSeq and is a predicted model, not a curated record. Gene Ontology annotation, biological process: negative regulation of transcription by RNA polymerase II. Lineage: Eukaryota; Metazoa; Chordata; Mammalia; Artiodactyla; Lipotidae.